Suncus etruscus (white-toothed pygmy shrew) is the source of this 1540-nucleotide messenger RNA. RefSeq names its product GATA binding protein 4 (gene GATA4). The transcript has 7 exons. Gene Ontology annotation, biological process: cell fate commitment; negative regulation of transcription by RNA polymerase II; positive regulation of transcription by RNA polymerase II. Lineage: Eukaryota; Metazoa; Chordata; Mammalia; Eulipotyphla; Soricidae. Gene Ontology annotation, molecular function: zinc ion binding; RNA polymerase II cis-regulatory region sequence-specific DNA binding; DNA-binding transcription factor activity, RNA polymerase II-specific. The coding region runs from base 34 to 1365 and encodes 443 amino acids. The record is from RefSeq and is a predicted model, not a curated record. Gene Ontology annotation, cellular component: nucleus.
GCAGCCCGGACCCCGAGGGGCGCGCCCGGGGCGAUGUACCAGAGCCUGGCCAUGGCCGCUAACCACGGCCCCCCUCCGGGCGCCUACGAGGCGGGCGGCGCGAGCGCCUUCAUGCACGGCGCGGGCAGCGCGUCCUCGCCCGUCUACGUGCCCACGCCGCGGGUUCCUUCGUCCGUGCUCGGCCUCCCCUACCUCCCCGGCGGCGGCGCGGCGGCCGGACCCACGGCAGGCGGCGGAGCGGGGGCGGCUUCGUCGGGGGCCGGGCCCGGGACCCAGCAGGGCAGCCCCGGCUGGAGCCAGGCGGGGGCCGAGGGCACCGCCUAUACCCCUCCGCCCGUGUCACCGCGCUUCUCCUUCCCGGGCACCACGGGGUCUUUGGCUGCGGCCGCUGCCGCCGCCGCUGCCCGGGAAGCCGCGGCCUACAGCGGCGGGGGCGCGGCGGCCGGCGCGGGGCUGGCGGGCCGCGAGCAGUAUGGGCGUGCGGGCUUCGGCGGCUCCUACUCCAGCCCGUACCCCGCGUACAUGGCCGAUGUGGGAGCGUCCUGGGCGGCCGCCGCCGCCGCCUCCGCUGGCCCCUUCGACAGUCCGGUGCUUCACAGCCUGCCCGGCCGGGCCAACCCCGCCGGCCGACACCCCAAUCUCGUAGACAUGUUUGAUGACUUCUCAGAAGGCAGAGAGUGUGUCAACUGUGGUGCCAUGUCCACCCCACUGUGGCGGCGGGACGGGACUGGCCACUACCUAUGCAACGCCUGCGGCCUCUACCACAAGAUGAAUGGGAUCAACCGGCCGCUUAUCAAACCUCAGCGCCGCCUGUCAGCUUCCCGCCGCGUGGGCCUCUCCUGCGCCAACUGCCAAACCACAACCACCACCCUGUGGCGCCGGAAUGCUGAGGGCGAGCCCGUGUGCAACGCUUGUGGCCUCUACAUGAAGCUCCAUGGUGUCCCCCGGCCUCUGGCCAUGCGGAAGGAAGGGAUCCAGACCAGGAAACGGAAGCCCAAGAACCUCAAUAAGUCCAAGACGCCAGCAGGUCCAGCUGGCGCUGAGAGCCUGCCCCCGGCUAGCUCAGCUCCCAGCAGCUCGGGCAACGUGGCUGCUAGCAACAGUGAGGAGAUGCGACCCAUCAAGACCGAGCCAGGUCUGGUGGCGCACGCGCACUACGGGCCAGGUGGCUCCAUGGCCCAGGCCUUCUCAGUCAGCGCCAUGCCUGCCCACGGGCCCCCCCUGCACCCUGUACUCUCGGCCCUGAAGCUAUCCCCACAAGGCUACACGUCCUCGGCCGGCCAGUCCCCGCAGGCCAGCUCCAAGCAGGACCCUUGGAACAGCCUGGCUCUGGCCGACAGCCACGGGGACAUCAUUACUGCUUGAGGUCAUCCCACUGCAGCGACUCCAAAACUGGGAAGAAACUUGAAGCCACUUGGGCGGGGGCAUCUUCGCAGAUGGCACCCCGAAGUCCGCCUUGGAGGGAUGUCAGAGGCUUUGGCCUGGUUUCCUGACCCCCCAAGCGUCCUUCUUGAGCCUCUCCCCGCCCCCCAACACUCCC